AUGGACAAAAGCUGGAUGAAUUUGGGUGAUAGACUUGUAUCUCCUGCAUAUGCUGAAGGGGUUAAAAAUUUCCUCGCAAUGGCACGAAACCAUUCAAUGGGAAGUGAUCGCAUUCGGUGUCCCUGCCGUAUAUGCUAUAAUAACCUCUUCUUGCCUAUAUUUGAGGUGGAGACUCACUUGUUCAUAAAAAGGAUCAAUCCAAAUUAUACCCAAUGGAUAUUUUAUGGAAAGGAGGAAACACUCCCCAUCAUUAACGACGACACCGAUCCUGGGGUUGGAGUUGAAGACGAGUACAUUGAUGACAUGGACCGUAUGUUAGAUGACAUACGGGCAGGCACAUUCGGAGAUGCUCUUGAAGACAACACUACAUCGCCAACUCAGCCAUCAAUACCACAGCCCUCCCCAAACUCAAGUUUAGACCAACUAUUAGAGGAUGCUCGACUUCCUCUUUUUGACGGUUGCAUUAAAUUCUCAAAGCUCUCAUUCUUCGGGAAGUUGUUACACAUUAAAACGCUCGGUGGGUGGUCAAUUAAGUCUUUUGUUAUGCUCAUUAGCCUUCUGCAGUCUACUUUUCCUGAUGCUAAAUUGCCUAGUUCAUAUGAGGAGGCAAGGUCAUUGGAGCGAGGUUUGGGUUUCAACUACAACAAAAUUCACGAAUGCCCCAACGACUGCAUUUUAUUCCGGAAAGAAUAUGCUAAUCUUAAUGAGUGCCCUAUAUGUAAGGCUUCGCGUUGGAUGCCCAAUACACAUGGGUCACAAGUGAUCCCACAAAAAGUGUUUCGACAUUUUCCUUUGAAGCCAAGAUUGCAGCAUCUAUUUGUGACAAACAAGAUAGCAUGUGAAAUGAGAUGGCAUAAGGAGUAG
Messenger RNA from Juglans regia (Persian walnut), 864 nucleotides. RefSeq lists its product as uncharacterized. The transcript has a single exon. The record is from RefSeq and is a predicted model, not a curated record. Bases 1 to 864 code for a protein of 287 amino acids. NCBI's taxonomy places the organism in Eukaryota, Viridiplantae, Streptophyta, Magnoliopsida, Fagales, Juglandaceae.